Molecule: messenger RNA, 1374 nt
Organism: Pyricularia pennisetigena
Lineage: Eukaryota; Fungi; Ascomycota; Sordariomycetes; Magnaporthales; Pyriculariaceae
Exons: 2
Coding region: 1-1374 (457 amino acids)
Source: RefSeq, a predicted model, not a curated record
AUGAGAGCUCCCUGGAAUAUGGACGCAGCAAAAGCUGCACAGCUAUCCAAGGCGCAAUGGCUCCAGGCUCACGAAGCGAUCCUCCUCGAAUGUGGCUAUCUCGUCUGUCUCGAUGGCCACGCCGAAGAACCCCGCGAUGCUUAUCAUCCUAUCACACCCAAGAACGGUGUGAGCACAGCUCUUCCAGAGUUCAACCAGAUUCAAGAGCUUUACGACUACCUGAAAAAGCAAUCCAUGCCCUUGGCCGUUCGACAAAUUUGCCAGCGGGCAUCACCUAACCUGUAUGCUGCAGCCUAUCCGGUCGACGCUUUAGGAUUACCCACGCAGCCUAGCCUGCCUGAGAUUGACGAUAUAGACAAUCCAGAGGUGAUCAUCCAACUCCAGGUCCCCUUUGUUGCCCUGGCUUUGGUGCUCCAGCAGCAUGUCAAGGUGGUACACGAAGAGCUGGGGUUUGAACUAGACCCAGCCCCAGACCUUCAGAAACGUGCCAAGAUGGUCAGCACUGGGAGAGGUCCCCGCAGACCCAAGAAAAAGAUGCCCAUGGAGGAGCAAAUAACAGUUCAGGCUAUUCCCGAAGUUGCGGAGGACAUCCAGAUGCGUACGGAGCCUACGAAAAAGCCCGCUGCUACUGCAUCUUGGGACUUGGAGCAGGCAAGAAGGUCGAUCCCGGUAAAAGACCUUUUAGAGACGAGAAAGAAGGGCAACACCAAUCGCAAAGUCACCGAAACCCAAUUGAAAAGGCACGAGAGACGAGAGAGAGCGACAUCAGGCCUGAAAGAGUUGGUAAAGCAACUAAUCAUGCCAUGGCUCCAAAACAGAGGACAGUUUUUAAGGCAGCAGAGACAGCCUCGUGAGUGCGAAGAAGCAGCCCAUAACGAGCGGCUGGGUGUUAAAAACGCGGAUUUGACCGGCUUAAAUUGCAAGGAGAACCGUAUCCUUCGCCGACUUGAGAAGUCCAAGGAUUGGGUGGAAAGAUCGAGAUGGUCGGAUGAUCUAGAGAAACGCAUCAAGAAUAUCAAUGAGCUGCGGCAUGCGAUUCGUGCGAACACCGGAAAAGUCGCGGAGCUUGAUCAGGAAUUGAUAACUCUCAAGGAGUUGCAGGCGAAGCGGGAGAGAGAGAAUCGGAAAGCUUCCCAAAGCGUCAGGGAUCUUGAAGCACACUUGUCCAGGCUGAGGGACAUGAGGGCCCAUGUCUUGCAAGAGUAUGAAGGCGCCACUAACGGAGAUUUCGAUGGCAACACAUCAGCACCGAAGCCCAUUGCACCUAGCCCCUUGGUCGCUCGGGAGGUGCUCAAAGGAGAGUCCUUCACCAAAAUGAGUAAGAGAAGGUCCGAAAACUCUCAUGUGACACCUGCCGCUAUCCAAGAUCAAUAG